This is a messenger RNA of Anopheles funestus (African malaria mosquito), 2240 nucleotides long. It is a transcript of the gene sll, whose product is annotated as adenosine 3'-phospho 5'-phosphosulfate transporter 1. Gene Ontology annotation, cellular component: Golgi membrane; endoplasmic reticulum membrane. Gene Ontology annotation, molecular function: 3'-phosphoadenosine 5'-phosphosulfate transmembrane transporter activity. The record is from RefSeq and is a predicted model, not a curated record. The coding region runs from base 415 to 1839 and encodes 474 amino acids. The transcript is spliced from 2 exons. Gene Ontology annotation, biological process: transmembrane transport. Lineage: Eukaryota; Metazoa; Arthropoda; Insecta; Diptera; Culicidae.
AACUGGCAGAUGUCAAAGAUCAGCUGUUUGGUUGUCACGAUUUGUGGUGUUUUAUUUCAAGCCUUGUUGGCUAUUUUCGUUUUGCAAUAGUGGGGAAAAUUGCAUCGUUCUCGUAAUAAACAUGUGACGAGAUGUUUCCUUACUAAAUUGCCCACUGCUGUGAGCACUAACUAGUACUGGGAGUGUUUGGGGUUUGUGAGGAAUUUCCGGUUUCCUGUGUUUGACAACGUACCAUUCCAAAGAUAGCAGCGCAAAGAUUUCCUACAUAAGUCAGCAUCCCGUGUCGAGUGUUUGGAAAACGUGCUUUACCACAGAACAACGAGAACGUUGUUCCAGGAUCGUUCUAUUUCGAAAACAAUCGAUGCUACUGUGAGUGUUCUCGUCGCACCGUCCUUCAUUUGCAAGCGAACCAUCAUGAGGAACUACGUGCCAGACAUCAUCAUUCUGUUUAUCAUAAUCGUAACGAUCACUAUCGUACGGUUAGUGUCACAAAUUCUUCAUGAAACGCUCAGCGAUGGACCGAAUCUCGUCGCACCUCCUGUUGAAGGCAGCGAACCAAAGCCCGAACUGUCCCUCAGUCAACUUAUCGAUCAGAAAUCGAAAGAGUAUUCAUGGCUUCUCCGGUUGAUGGUGAACCUAUUCGGCUACAUUUGCAUUUUUGUGCCCGGAGUGUUGAUCUACAAGUAUGCCAAGCGCACCAAGUACAUGGAACGAUCGGAACGGUCACACCUGUCAGCACUGGUCAAGUUUUGUUACUCUGGAUCCGGAGCAGAUAGUCUCGAUCGACCCCUGGAUGGACAGUCCGGUACGGCGAAAGGAGCGGCCAGUAAACGCACAACGGCCCAGGAGUGUGUGCUUCUGUGCUACUGUCUGGUAGGACUCAUGGGAUCGUACCUUACCUGGGGAGUACUGCAAGAGAAAAUUAUGACCCAGGAGUAUGAAGGGCCAGAAAAGCGCAAAUCACACUUCAAAGACUCCCAGUUUCUCGUGUUCUCGAACCGUGUGCUAGGUUUCAUGAUAACAGCCGUUUAUCUUGUGGCAAAGCGUCAGUUCCGCCACCGGGCACCACUGUACAAGUAUUCGUAUGCCUCAUUUUCCAACAUAAUGAGCGCAUGGUUCCAGUACGAGGCACUGAAGUUUGUCAACUUUCCCACACAAGUGUUGGCCAAAUCAUGCAAAAUCAUCCCGGUGAUGAUAAUGGGGAAAAUAAUUUCACGCAACAAGUACGAGUUUUACGAGUACCUGACGGCGGUCAUGAUCUCCGUCGGUAUGAUCUUCUUCCUGACCGGUUCGACGGACGAAUCGAAAUCGACCGCCAUGACGACACUGACCGGGGUGCUGCUUCUAACGUUCUACAUGAUCUUCGACAGUUUCACCUCCAACUGGCAGGGCGAGCUGUUUAAAUCGUACUCGAUGUCCUCCAUACAGAUGAUGUGCGGCGUAAACCUGUUCAGCACACUGUUCACCGGUGCAUCGCUCGCCAUGCAGGGCGGUUUCUACAGUUCGCUCGUAUUUGCCGUCGAUCAUCCGAAGUUUGUGAUCGACUGUAUCGUCCUGUCCAUUUCGUCCGCGAUCGGGCAACUUUUUAUCUUCUACACGAUCGCCACCUUCGGUGCGGUCGUGUUCACGAUCAUCAUGACACUGCGACAGGCCAUCGCGAUUCUGCUGUCCUGUCUGAUCUAUCAGCACCGCAUUUCGUUCCUCGGCGUAAUCGGUGUGCUGAUAGUGUUUCUUGCUAUCUUCCUGCGGGUGUACUGUAACCAGCGGCUAAAAGCAAUUAAGCAACGACACCAAACCACACCGAGCGGUGGCAGCAAUAAACCACGCAUUAACGUUUAGAAUAGAGAUUUCUUUACGAAGGAAAAAAACAUAACGAUGUGCUUAAGCAGCAGUUAGUGUUUGAUUUGCAUUUUACGAUUUUUUUUAUUUUAGAAACACGGACAACAUUUUAAUCUUCAUCCAACAAGAAGAAUUUUUGCGUCAGGGCUCACAGCCCUGUGCGGUAGAUUAAGAUAAGAUGUUUUAUUUAUCAGACUACAUAACGCGUUAACAGUGAGGCAAUUGCUGUAGAGAGUAGCCAUGUAACAAAGGAAAAAACAGAAAAGAUAAAGGAAUCCGUUCUGAUACGCUUGAAUGCUUGUUCUAACCAAAAAAUGUGACGAUCGAUUGAUUGUGAGUCGUGAUCAAUAUUUGUGUAGUGUUUGGAUGGUGAAUAAAAAAAAAAUCGAAAACGAAAUAAA